Molecule: messenger RNA, 1164 nt
Organism: Hibiscus syriacus
Lineage: Eukaryota; Viridiplantae; Streptophyta; Magnoliopsida; Malvales; Malvaceae
Product: auxin-responsive protein IAA16-like
Exons: 5
Coding region: 209-919 (236 amino acids)
Biological process (GO): regulation of DNA-templated transcription
Cellular component (GO): nucleus
Molecular function (GO): protein binding
Source: RefSeq, a predicted model, not a curated record
UUUCGGCCCUCUUUCCCAACAGUUUCACAUACGAUCCACACACUUCAUUUGCAAUUCAUCUAGCAAAUACACUACAAACAAGAGAGCUUUUGAGUGAGAGUGAGAGAGAGAGAUAGAGAGAGAGAGAGAGAGAGAGAAAACAAAAAAGAAGGCUAAAGUUGGAUUCCCAUAGUGUUUUUCACGUAAAAACUUGUAUUUGAUAGCCAUUAUGGACAAGUAUCACACGAUUAAUUUCGAAGAGACGGAGUUACGUUUAGGGUUGCCGGGAGGCAAGGGAAAUGACGGCGAAACCACCGAAAACAACGGCAAACGAAGGUUCUCGGAGACGGUUAACCUGAAGCUUAAUCUAUCAACAAAGAAGGCCGAAGCUGAUGAGUCAGAGAAGAUGGAGGAGAAGAGCUCUAUCGCUCCUCGCUCUACUGACCCUGCAAAGCCUCCUGCAAAGGCACAAGUGGUGGGAUGGCCACCGGUCAGGUCCUUCCGGAAGAACAUCAUGGCGGUCCAAAAAGCCAGUUCCGAGGAGGAGAGUGACGGAAUGAAGGCCGGCAACGGAAUAGCCGCCGCCUUCGUUAAGGUGAGCAUGGAUGGUGCACCUUAUCUACGCAAGGUGGACCUCAAACUUUACAAGAAUUACCAACAACUCUCUGAUGCCUUAAGCAAAAUGUUCAGCUCCUUCACCAUUGAUAACUACGAGUCACAAGGGAUGAAAGAUUUCAUGAACGAGAGCAAAUUGAUAGAUCUUUUGAAUGGUUAUAAAUAUGCCCCUACCUAUGAAGACAAAGAUGGAGACUGGAUGCUCGUUGGAGAUGUUCCAUGGGAGAUGUUCGUCGAUUCUUGCAAACGUUUACGAAUUAUGAAAGGAUCUGAAGCGAUUGGACUUGCACCAAGAGCAGUAGAGAAGUGCAAGAACAGAUGCUGAAGUUGGUUCAACAAGAAACAGAAGAAGAAACAACAUCAAAAUUAAUAAAAAAAAAAUUAUUAUGAGGAAUAUAUUUUGGAGAAAUAAUAGAAAAAACAAAUGUUUAUUUUCAAUGGUUUGUUUAAUAAUAUCUCUAAAAUAUUAUUGUUUUUGGUUGUCUGAGUGUUUUUCUUUUUCUUUUUGUAAUAUUUUGCAUGUAUUUGUUUAUUGUCACGUAUGAAAAGAUUCUCUGAAAUUACUGUAUU